Messenger RNA from Synchiropus splendidus (mandarinfish), 4476 nucleotides. It is a transcript of the gene mmd2a, whose product is annotated as monocyte to macrophage differentiation-associated 2a. NCBI's taxonomy places the organism in Eukaryota, Metazoa, Chordata, Actinopteri, Syngnathiformes, Callionymidae. Gene Ontology annotation, cellular component: membrane. The record is from RefSeq and is a predicted model, not a curated record. The transcript has 7 exons. Gene Ontology annotation, molecular function: pore-forming activity. The coding region runs from base 892 to 1644 and encodes 250 amino acids.
CUGGCUGGUGUGUGGCAAAGCAGCUCUUACUGCACAGCAGCUUAUGGUGGACUUCAGCUGCAGACUAAGACAGGGGAGGACAUGGGAGCGUGUGGAGGAAGUGAGGGACACCUCUCACUCCCUCUGUGAUGAGCUGUCUCCCUCUGAGAGCACGUGGAGGUCCUGACAACGGCCUCACCAAAGCAUGCUCAUCUUCCUGUCAACAUUCAGAGUGGAGAUGUGGCUCAGCUCUAACCCCACACCACCUUCACACGUUUCCACAAUGGAAAACUUGCACUCUGUCUGAGGGCGUGCGGCGAGUUGGACCCGGGCCUGUUCCGACAGGCCUCUGGAGGGAGCCAGGUCUGGGAGUUACACAGCUCGACGACCCGGGACACGCUCCGGAGAAGACUGUCGAUGACCAACGCCACAGUUGCUAACGUGUUGACCAAAACACAAAAGGGGAUGAAGCACAAGUGAACUCAUUCUGCAACACAUUCUUGGUGACUUAUUCCUCCCACUAUUAAAGACGUCAUGCUGACGGUGCAAGCUGGGACCUGACCCGACAGUCAGGUUCCUCUCCACGCUGCUGACUCUUGUCCUCUGCACCGACGGGAGACGUAAGUGUAGCUGAAGUCCUCCACCCACCCAACCUCUGACUUGGAACCGUCUGCCAACUCAUCAUCCCCUUUGACCUCUAAAUCACCUUGAAUAUCGGGUGGGUGGACUCAGAAUAAAGACCCUGUUAUUGCUGCCAUCAUGGACACAGCCACUGAUUAAUUGAAGAAGUAUUUCUCCUGGCGGUUCUGUUGGAACACCAGGACCAGAGUCUGAGGUCCGAGUGGCCCACACCAGAUCCCUGUUGACUCCUGGAGCCAGCAAGCAUGACCUCGCCUCAGGAGACUGUUGAUAAUGGAAGCUCAGCUCCUGAGAGAGAUGUUUCUCUGUCCAUCUCGAUGUCUAAUCUCAGCUGGGUUCAUGAACUGCCGGGUGCCGUCCAGUAAACGGUACCAACCGACCCACUACGAGCAUGCCGCCAACUGCGCCACACACGGGUUGUGGAUCCUGCCGAGCCUGCUGGGCGGGUCCGUGCUCUACUUCCUGUCCACGGACCGAUGGCAACGAGUGGCGGCCGGGCUCUACGGGGGCGGGCUCACCGGACUCUUUGUCACCUCCACGCUCUUCCACACAGCGGCCUGGAAGAUCAGCCACCUCAGGACUGUCGAGCAGCGCUUCCACAUGUGCGACCGCAUGGCCAUCUACUUCUUCAUCGCCGCCUCCUACACUCCCUGGCUGCUGCUGCGGGAGCUGGGGCCGUGGGCCAGCCACAUGCGCUGGCUGAUCUGGCUCAUGGCGUGCGCUGGGUCCACCUACGUCUUCUUCUACCACGAGAGGCACAAGCUGGUGGAGUUGAUGGGCUACGUGACCAUGGGGGCCAUCCCGGCGCUGGUGCUGCUCUCCAUGGUGGACCGCUCGGGCAUUGGUGAGCUGGCCACUGGGGGCGUCCUCUACACGCUGGGCGUCUUCUUCUUCAAGAGCGACGGCCUGGUCCCGUUCGCUCACGCCAUCUGGCACCUGUUCGUUGCCGCAGGAGCGGGCGUUCACUACUAUGCCAUCUGGUGGUACCUGUACCUCCCUGCACCUCUGCUGCAGACCUCCAGGUGACCCGCUGCCAGGGGAGCAGGCCGUGCUGCAGACAGAGGGUGGAGGUAGCAAAUCUACCUACCUGCCGCGGGUUGAUGACGCCACACCCGCCGCUGCGAUCGUGUUUUAAUGAGCCCCGCAGACAGUUCCUCCUCUGAAGGUACAUUUCCCAGCAAGGACACCAGGAAGAGGAGCUGACUCUGCAAACGACCUGAUGACAGACCUCAUUUUUUGUGGAUAUAAAAGUGUGUCUGUGUUAGAAAGUACCAUGAAACCCUUAAUUUCAAGUUUCUCUGGCUCAGCAUUUUCAAAACCAUGAUCGUAGUCACCGGAUGUGACGGCAUCAGCCCAUCAGCUCAGUCCGUUCCAACAGCGGACCGAUGUGGUUCCUGCACCGGGUCCAAAUGCCAGUUCAACGUGAAAUACAUGGAUGAGGCGCGAGCUCGCUUGACGGAGGAGCGGCCUUCACUAACGUGCCUUUCACUGACUCACGAAAACACCCUACGUGUGGGGUAGUUGUCAUGGCAACCCCUCUCCGGCCGUUGCUCUGAAAACAAGAUCCAAGCCUUCUGUUAAAAUGUGAUGGGGUUUAUUUGUUUGACCUUUCACCCGCCCAGUGCCAAAGAUUGACUCCGCAGGAGAAACACUGGCCCACAUGGCGCUUUAAUCUUGCACUUGAUGGUGAUCAAAGCUGGUUUUGUUCAUGGACUUGUGAUGCUGAAGCAAAUCAUAGAAAUCAUGUACAAAUAUGAUUCACUAUCUAAAGAAGCAACAGAAGAUCCUGAUCCAUGAUCCUGACAGAACAAUAAAUAACAUAAUGAGCUCAAUUGAGCGAUUCGUCGUGACAUUGCUGAUGUGAACGCUGAAUGCAUCAAAGUUGAUAUUUCAGAUUGAGCUAGAGAUCAAGUUUCUCUGGGAGCCAGCAAUGCUUAGUGCUCCUGCUGGGGUGGAUCAGACCCUUCCUUCCUGGUGUCACUGACCCACUGGGUCACUCUGGUGGGAGCAUGUCAACACCUACUGCACCUGCUGCAGAAAAGAACGACAUGGCCUCGUGGUUUCUUUCAUCGAGCGUUUAUGUGCUGGAAAAGGCAGUCAUGGCGAGCGUCACGGCGAGGGCGUGAGGCCGGUCAGGGCCCGCAGCUGUAGGGGCGUGGCCACGUUGAUGUCCCGGUGCCACUGGGGAGUGGAGAGCUGAGGCGGGGGGGUCAGCACGCUCUGAGCCACCCCAGGGCUCUUCAGCAGGGACCACAGCUCUUCUCCCAGUGUCACAAUGGCGUCCAGGUCCUCCUCGUCGGGGCACCAGACUGGACUGGCUCUGGACCCGGACCUCAGCUUGGAGAGGAAGAGCGACACUCUGGAGGAGAAGAAACACACGCUGAGCUCUCGCGCUGCUGCGGGACACUCGGUCUGCACUGACCUGGGGAUGAGGUCAUGUGACCGGGACGCCAACUUGGCCAAGGCACUCAUGAGCGUGGUGAUGACUCGAGGCGCCGGGCAGUCUGAACCCGGGGGCGGCGACGAGGAGGUGAUCUCGAACAGCACGGCCUCCAGCGCCUCGAAGCAGGCCGUGAUGAGGGACACCGAGCAGCGAGAGUCGCAUGACGCAGACAGGUACUCCCCCAGGACCCAGACCUGAGCGCACCAGAACGUCAGGGCACCGCCCCAAGACCGGACUGAGCCAGCUCCCAUUACCACGUGUGUGUAGAGCUCCUCUUUCUUGUAGACGUUGGCCGAGGUGCCGCCAAACUCCAGCAGUUCGUGAGACUGGUCCACCACCAGAGACGGGUGGAGCUUGCAUAGUCUCAGCAGAUGGCAGCUGAACACUCUGCAGACAGGGGGAGCAGUUCAUCGUUGCGUCAGGAUGCCGCCACACGCCAGUCUCACCUGUGAACCUGCUGGAUGUACUUGGGCACGUUCAGCAGCAGACUACUGCGUUCCAGCUGCACCUGCAGCAGGUGAGCCAGCAGCCGCUCGUCGGCGACCUGCGGCAGGACAGGAAAGGCUGUCAGGGCUCAGCCGGAGCAGAUCGCCGCUCUACUCACCGCCACCACGGCGUCGAAGUAGAUGUGCAGCAGCGGCGGGACAACCUGGGAACACUGGAGCACCCGGGGCCACUCGGCCGCUUCAGAGAGGAGACUGUGGAGGGAGCUGAGGCGGUCGAUGGUGUCGCCUGCAAGACAGGAUCGAGCAGAGCUGGAGCCACCGGGACCAAGGUUUGUCCUGGCCAUGUGCUCCAGACCCCACAGCACAGCAGUCUGCCCAAACCCCAGAGCCACCACAGCAGCAGCCACAGACGGAUCCAACCACACCUCGCUCUUCACAUGAGAUUCCUCAGCAUGAUGGUAGUAAAGGCUUAAUAAACCUGAUCCUGAUUCUCCUCGUAGCAGGAAAAGGAAGAGUCCUCUCAGGGUUGGGUUGCGAAAGGCAUCCAGGGACCUGAAGGUCCGGCCCCCCUGCUCAGAGAUGGCCAGGCUGGCUGACCUGCAUGCAGAAAGGAGGGGCCAUGGGAGGAUGCACCAGCUGAAUCGGGUGUGACGGACCUGAGCUGCAGGAUGAGCGUGGCGCUGAGGCACGGCAGGUCCAGCAGGGUGUGCAGCAGCUCCACUGCAGUUCCAGGGGUCACCAGAGAGGGCAGCAGGUCGACAAAGUCCUCCACAACAGCCGCACUGUCCCAGGCCAAGAACUGCGUGGAGGAGAGCAGUGUAAGUGGCGGGAGCUGCAGGGGCCAGGUGCCGCUUUACCUUCAGCAGGUUUGGGAAGGAGCGGGUGUAGAGGGGGACCCGCAGCUCCAGGCUCUUCACGUUGACUCGGAGGAAGCGUAGGAGCUCGUGGGCCAGGAAGGGGUCAUUGAAA